Messenger RNA from Poeciliopsis prolifica (blackstripe livebearer), 7463 nucleotides. RefSeq names its product BCL11 transcription factor A a (gene bcl11aa). The coding region runs from base 320 to 3061 and encodes 913 amino acids. Gene Ontology annotation, molecular function: RNA polymerase II cis-regulatory region sequence-specific DNA binding; DNA-binding transcription factor activity. Gene Ontology annotation, cellular component: nucleus. The record is from RefSeq and is a predicted model, not a curated record. The transcript has 3 exons. NCBI's taxonomy places the organism in Eukaryota, Metazoa, Chordata, Actinopteri, Cyprinodontiformes, Poeciliidae. Gene Ontology annotation, biological process: regulation of transcription by RNA polymerase II; negative regulation of dendrite development.
UUUUUUCAAUCUCUCUCCCCUUCUCUCUCUCCAUCCACCUCACUCUCUCUCUCUUUUUUCUCUGCUCUCCUUUCUCAAAAAAGCCAUGACGGCGAUCCCGCGAUCCAUCCUCGCCUCCGCGCUAUCUUUCUAUUAUUUCUAAUUUAUUUUAUUAUUAUUUUGGUUUUUUUUUUUUACUCCGUCUCCUCCACCUCCUCUGGUAGAUGUCCAAGGCGUUGGAUGAAGAUCUUUUCUCUCUUUUUUCCCCUCCUCCUCUCCUCUGUCACCCCGGCAUCUCCCCGAUGUGAUCCGCGCUGAACGCAGCCGCUGAACAGCCACCAUGUCUCGCCGCAAGCAAGGCAAACCGCAGCACCUGAGCAAACGGGAUUUCUCGCCAGCCGAGCCCCUCUCCACGGCCGUCGUCUCGUCGGAGGAGCUGUCGGAACGCUGCUCGGAGCACUCGGAGGACAGCGGCAGCCUCAACAGCCACCAUCCGGUCCCCACCGUGGGCCGGUUGGCCCGGCUGGGUCCGGACUCUCACCCCUCGCCGGAGCAGGACCUCCUGACCUGUGGUCAGUGCCAGGCCACCUUCCCCCUGGCAGACAUCUUGCUCUUCAUCGAGCACAAGAGGAAGCGAUGCCACGGGCCACCCUGCCUUGCCAUAGGCAGGGGGCUGGACAAGCCCCCUUCGCCCUCCCCCGGUUUGGCCCUCACCCCUUCACCCGCUCUGAACUCUCUGCGUGGCCGGAGGCCGGUUGAAGUCGGGGUUCAGGCCACGCUAGCAGACGAAGACGACGAGAGGUUCUCGUCGCCUCGGGGGAUUUGCCCAAAGCAGGAGCCCCUCCCAGGUAAGGAGGAGCCAACCACGUAUACCUGCACAACGUGCAAGCAGUCAUAUGGCAGCGCCUGGUUCUUACUGCAGCAUGCUCAGAACUCCCAUGGCUUUCGAAUUUACCUGGAAAGUGAACAUGGCAGUCCUCUCACCCCACGCAUGGGCGGGCCUUCUUCCCUUGGUGGUGGUGCUGAUUGCCCUUCUCAGCCUCCCCUUCAUGGCCUCCAUUUGCCACCUGAUGCAAGCCCUUUCAACCUCCUCCGCAUCCCUGGCUCGGGCUCAGGGGGAAGGGACAGCGUUGGAACAGGAGGUGCAGUUGGCUCUGGUGUUCCUGGAGGCCAUCAUCAACGUUUCCCCCCAACACCUCCUCUCUUUAGUCCCCCUCCGCGAAACCAUCUGGAUCCCCACCACCUGAGCCCAGAGGAGCUGGCGCUGGCAGCCCACCACCCGAGUGCCUUUGACAGGGUGCUGCGCCUUAAUCCUCCUCUGCCUCUAGACCCACCUCCGUCAAUGGACUUCUCAAGGCGUCUACGGGAACUGGCGGGCAACACCUCAGGGUCUACUCCCCCGCUAUCACCCAGCCGGCCAAGCCCCAUGCAGCGCUUACUGCAGCCAUUCCAGACAGGAGGAAACGGAGGUGCAGGGGGUGCAGGGGGCAGCAAACCUCCAUAUCUUGCUACUCCACCACCACUACAAGGCUCGAUGCAGUCGCCUGUGGGCUCACAAACCACUCCUCCAACCCCACUCCCUACAGGAGGACCCCCCUCUUCCUCCAACACCCAGUUGAAAUCAAAGUGUUGUGAGUUUUGUGGCAAAGCCUUUAAGUUUCAGAGUAAUUUAAUAGUGCAUCGGCGCAGCCACACUGGAGAGAAGCCGUACAAAUGUCACUUGUGUGAUCAUGCAUGCACACAAGCCAGCAAACUGAAACGACAUAUGAAGACGCACAUGCACAAAUCAUCCUCGCCAAACACGGGCAGGUCAGAAGAUGGUCUAUCAAUAGCCUCAUCCCCAGAGCCUGGCACUAGUGAGCAUAUAGGUAGUGCAAGCAAUGCACUUAAAUCAGUGGUGGCCAAGCUGAAGAGCGAAAAUGAUCGCAUGUUACGAGAAAAUGGGGAGGAGGAAGAAGAGGAAGAAGAGGAGGAAGAAGAAGAAGAGGAGGAGGAAGAGGAAGAGGAGGAGGAAGAGGAGGGGGAAGAGGAGGAAGUACAGAAUGGGGAGAGGCCACCCAAGCGAAACAACAGCUAUCACUUUGGACUGAGCCUGGAAGAAGCACGGCAGCAUGAAAACAGCAGCAGUAUUGGAAGUCGACUGGGCGGAGUGGCUGAUGAGACGUCUAUCCCUCGCUCACUGCCAGAGGUCAUGCAGGGAAUGGGUCUGGCCGCCAGCAUGCAGCAUUUCAGUGAAGCCCUCAACGCACACAAACGCAACGCCAUGGCCCAGGAGAACCACCUGCAUCACCAUCUCAGCAGAGACCAUCACCACAGUCGGGACAUGUGUGAUGGAGACUCUGUCUUGGAAACAGAACGUGUAGAGGAAGGCACUGUUUCUGCAGUAAACGGACGAGGAGUGUCUCCUAAUGAAUCUUCUUCAAUUGGCCUCUCAAAAAAACUGCUUCUGGGUAGCCCCAGUCCACUUAGUCCCUUCUCAAAACGUAUUAAACUGGAGAAAGAAUUUGACCUGCCUACCCCCACAAUCCCUAAUACAGAAAACGUCUACUCCCAAUGGUUGGCUGGCUAUGCUGCCUCUCGACAACUCAAGGACCCCUUUCUCAACUUUGGGGAUUCCAGACAAUCGCCUUUUGCAUCAUCAUCUGAGCACUCUUCAGAGAAUGGCAGCCUGCGUUUCUCGACCCCUCCAGGAGAACUGGAUGGGGGAAUGUCAGGUCGCAGUGGGACAGGCAGCGGGGGCAGCACGCCCCACCUUGGGGGUCCUGGGAGACCCAGUUCCAAGGAUGGACGCAGGAGUGACACUUGUGAGUUCUGUGGAAAGGUUUUCAAGAACUGCAGUAACCUGACAGUACACCGGCGCAGCCACACAGGAGAGAGACCCUACAAGUGUGAGCUGUGCAAUUACGCGUGUGCCCAGAGCUCCAAACUUACUCGCCACAUGAAGACCCAUGGUCAGGUGGGCAAAGAUGUGUACAAGUGUGAAAUUUGUCAAAUGCCCUUCAGUGUUUACAGCACCUUGGAGAAACACAUGAAAAAAUGGCACAGUGACCGUCCCUUGAGUACCGAAAUAAAGUCAGAGUAGAAAGCAGAACAAUGAGACCUUUUCCUUUGCAACUGGGUCGCCAACAGUCAAGUGUUUAUUCCUAGCCCCCUUGUAGAUUUGUCCCAACACUCCCCUUUCACCAACCUGGUGGAAGCCUAAGACCAUGUGCUCUGCACCAGCACACCUUGUUUCCAUUACCCAUCGAAUGCAUGAUCUGUAUCGGGGCAAUACUCUUGCAUUGACGCAAAACUUCGAGCCUUUCUCUUGUGCAAUAAUUUACAUGUUGUGUACUAUUUCCUUUUAUUGAGUUUUCUUUUUUUUCUCCCCAUUUUUAAGAAUUAGUCAGCAUGCAUAGUAUGUUUUUUGCUAAUCAAAAAAGAAAAGAAAAAAAGAAAAGAAUUUGUCCCUGGUUGGUUAGUUGUUGAGUAAAUGUAUUGCUGUUUUUCUCUCAUUCAGUUAUUUUCUUUUUAUUCUUUAAAAAGAAAAAAAGAGAAGAAAGAUACAUCCAUGCUGCGUACAUUCUGUAACACAUAUCAUGUACAGGUUUGUUUUGUAACAUGGAAAGUGAACAGUCUUUUUACUUGACCCUCUUUUUACUACCCUGGAAAUGCACUUAUCCUGAUCUUUCUAAAAGAUGCCAUGUUCACACAGGGUUUAAAAGAAGAAAAAAAAAUUAUGUAUUUGGCUUGACUACUAAACUGAAAGUGAUGACAGGCCUCAAAUUUCUUUCAAAAAGACAAAAAAGUGUGUUAAGAACUCAAUUUGUACUAUCAUUUGGAGGAUUAAGGAAGAGUGCCUUUGAUAUUUCAAGACUGCAUUGGCCAUAAUUUUAUCUGGUUUAAGUUUUGGGGUCACACAGAUGGAGCUGAAAGAGUUAAACCACGCAGAAAAAGGUCCUUGCAUCAAGCACCUGACGACUUAAACGGACAACUCAUGAUGAAAGAUCAAAAUCAUCAUUUUGCUACCAUUAACAUGUUUAAUAUAAUUGGAAAUUUCAUGACAAGCAUGGUACAAGCAGUAUUGUGUAUAUCUGAAUUACUUGUAGAUUUGUUUUCGGUAUGGUGGAGCUGUUGAGAGAAAGGUAAUCUAUGGUGAAGUGUACAAUCCUGGACUUGAGGGAUGAGGCGCAGAGUGUCACAUGUCUGCGUUAGCACAAACCUACAACGCUGCUUCAGCAUGUCAGUGUGUGGAACAAUGCAUAAAGUAAUAUGUGAGCUCAAAUUUAAGCUAACUUUACUUAAGAGCAGUGAAAAAAAAAUACAAGCUAGACAGAAAGAAAGCAAAACAGAACUGGAAGCAACGUAUGCUUUAUGGGAUACAAGGCAAUGUUUUUUCACUUUACAACUCCAAACACGGCCAUCAGCAGAGAAAGAGACACUUGCAAAAACAUAUAUCUGUGUUUUAGGGCUUUGAAAUAUAUUUUAAUGCUAACCAAUAUGCAUACAGUGGCUCUUAAAACUAUCCACAGCUUUGCGGAAAUGUCAGGUUUUUGUGAUUUGAAAAAUAAUUUUACAAAUCAAAUUAACAUGUUUUUCAGACUCAAAAUUAAAUUAUUCCUCCACAAUUAAAAAAAACAAAAAAACAAACAAACAAAAAAAAAACUUCAUUGGAGCAUAAUUUGAUUAAAUUUCAGCAUUCACUCUGGUUGGAGCCUAGAAGUGACCUACAUCUUGACUUGUCAAUAUUUGCAGUCUUUAUUUUGGAAAAAUACUUUAAAUCUCUCAGAUUAUGAGGCCAUCUUCGGGAAACUCUUUUUUUUUUUUAUAUACAGCUCAUCUCCAUAACACAACCAGAAAUUGGCAGAAAUGUUACUGCAGCCUCUUCGAUGAUGCUGUAGGCUGCUUGGCAGCCUCCCCAACCAAUUCUUAUCUUUUCUUACAAUCUGUUUUAGUGACCAAUCCAAAUUUGAUGUUCCUUUGUCCCAUAAUUGUUUAAGUCAUUGGUGACUUUCUUUACUCUGUUAUGAUGUACAUAAAAGAUUAUUGGGAGCCUUUAUCACAUCACCAUAAACCAUGGCAUUCAAAAUAAACUUAACUGAUCCAGAUUAGCUUUAUUUCUAGUUUAGCAGAUCCACUUAAACCAUUUAAAGGUUGUGAUAAUAGAGGCAGCUGGAAUAACAUUUUAAGAUUAAGGGUGUGAAGACUUAUGUAAUCAAAUAGUUUUUUUUAUUUACUCUCCUAACAGAUUUGUCAAUUUUUAGUUGAACUGAAUGAGACAUACCUCUGCAUAAAAGAUGGAAAAAUUUAAAAAAUGUAUUUCACAAUGGCGGUAAUCACAAAAACCUGCUGUUUUAACAUUGGUGUGUACACUUUUGUGAGUCACGGUAGGUUAACGCAGGGCACGUUAUAUUUAAUUUUGGUUAAUUUUUUAUUUUAUUUCAUUGAUUUUAAACCCAAAAGAGGCGUUUGUUUAUUCAGUUUCAUUUGUGCUGUUCGAUGUAAAGCAUUGCGUGUGCAUUGUCCCACAUCCAUGCAGAGAUGGUACAUGGACUGAGUCUACAAGCUGGAUUUGUUUGACAUGAAGUGCACUGUUUUUAGUUUUCCCAGUUUACAAGUUUACGCUGAAGGGGAAAAUCUUUGUAAUGCUGUCAGAUGAUGAGGAUCCCUUUGUUGCAAGCAGUAAAAAAAAAAAAGACGCACAAAAUCUUUUUGCAAGCAGCUUCAUUACCCCUGACCUCUGUAUCCCUGCCAUUUCACCCUUGACCGUUUGUUAACCCUGGAAAUCCAAGAGCACACUCUCCUCCCAACUAAUCACUGCUCACACAUAGUAGCAAACUGAAUGCACUUCUCCUGGCUUUAUUAACAACCACUUUUUUUUAUUAAAAGAAUUGUGAUUUAUCAUCAUCUGAGCAAGUUGAUGCCUGAAAAACAGAUUACACUCCAUUCUUAUUCCUCACAACAUCAGACUCUGUUUUUGUAGAACUUCUCCUUUAAACACAGGCAUAAAUAGAAAAUUUCUUUCACAAACAGAGCUCUGCUAUGUUUUAGUGGGAAAUGUCUUAAGUUUUGUUACUGCAUCUCAAUGGCAUCCAAUACUCCCGUCACAGUACAUAUGAGGUAAAACAUUUCAGAAACGUUAGAAAAAAAAAAAAAAUUGCUGAUUUUUUGUUUAAUUUUGCUUUUCUUUUUUUUUUUUUUGCCUUGGUUCUUUAUGGCUCUUCAGGUUGAAAUACAAUUUGCAUUGGGGAAAGGAUUAAGAUUAUAUAUGAAUAUAUAAUAAAGAACUUAAAAUAUAGGAAAAUGCACAGUCAUGUCAGUUCCUAUACUUAAACACAUUUAUGGUCUACUUUUUCUGUAUUUCUAGAAUUGUAUUUGAAUUCAAUGUUCACUUAGAGUAGGCACUAUAGUAUUUAUAUUGAGGCUCGUAUUUUUAACUGUUGCUUGUUCUCUCUAAAGGUAUUUGCCAUACCUGUUUUGGUAGUGGAAAAAAACCCAAGCUGCCACGGUAUAUUUUUUUAAUUUGGCAGGAUAAUAUAGUGCGAAUUAUUUGUAUGUCUAAAGAAAUAAAAUAAAACGAUAAAAAAAAGAACAUCCCAUAAAAAAGCAGCUAAAAUGUGUGGCAUUGGGAGGCGUCGCAGGCCAUCAGAUGGCUGCUGCUUUGGUUCCUGCUGUCCAUAGAGGUGUUUGUACAUAUCUUCUUUUUUUUUAUUUUUUAUUCGCACUUCUUUCUCCUCCCUCUGCUGCCAUUCCUGUAUGCAGUACUGAAAGCUGACGUUGACCUGUUCUGUUGUGUGCUUUUGUCUCUCUCACCUCUCCCACCUGACAACAUUCCAACAUCAAGAAGAGAGGAGAAAAAAAAUCUAAAGUAAAAAAAAAAAAUAAUAUGCAGUACAUGGAUUACUUAAAAAAAGUUAAAAUAAAUACAUUUAAAAAGAAAUAAAAUGUUUUUGCAUUUUCUUUUCCAUUGCCAAAUACUAAAUGGUGCUUUAUAUUUAGAUUGGGUGAAAAUACUUUCAUAUGCAAAGCAUAUUUAAAAAUGACCAGGGGGAUGUGGAGAAGCCUGCUUGAGUUGAGACUUUUUUUGUAAAUGGCAAUGCGGAAUAUUUUGUUAUCAGCCUUUUCUAUUCCUGUUCUGAGAGCUGUUUGUUGUAACUUGAACAUGAACUUUAUCUUUUACAAUGGGAGCUACUAUUUAUUAUUACCUAUAUGCUCUGUUCUGAACAGAGACAUGGAAUGGAGUCAUAUAUUUUUGGUUCGUUUUUAUUUUAUUCUUUUGUUUUGGUUAUACCAUAAUUUUAUUAUGUUUUCUUUUCUAAUGGUGGCCAGUGGUCAUUGGACAAAACAAGCUCUAUGAUUUCUGUUGUACCUGUUUGGGAUCUCUGUUCAGUUGUAUUGGGAAUACCACUCUCUGUGUUUUCUGGCAGAUGUCUGCAUAAUCCUGUUCACACGCCCAUUUUGUCCCUUUAUUGAAAAAUGAUUAAUAAAAAAAGAUGAAAGUGUAA